Molecule: messenger RNA, 2952 nt
Organism: Plutella xylostella (diamondback moth)
Lineage: Eukaryota; Metazoa; Arthropoda; Insecta; Lepidoptera; Plutellidae
Gene: Rep
Product: Rab escort protein
Biological process (GO): vesicle-mediated transport; small GTPase-mediated signal transduction; intracellular protein transport
Cellular component (GO): Rab-protein geranylgeranyltransferase complex; cytoplasm; cytosol
Molecular function (GO): GDP-dissociation inhibitor activity
Source: RefSeq, a predicted model, not a curated record
AUAAGUUAACAGUGAUAAAAAGUCUUAGCAAAAUCGCACUUUUUACUGUCAUGACUUUAUAGUUGAACUGUACUUAAAUACCUAACACAAACAAUUUUAUUUAAAGUCACCAGACUUUAAAUAAAAUUGUUUGAAAAUUAGAAUACUAAUUUUACUCGUGCUAGACAAGGCUCGUCCCAUAUCUCCCUGAGAAAUAAAUUUCGAACACAGCUUUGCUUGGUUGUCAAAAUGACCGACUGACUCAUCAGCUGUCAAAUUUACUUUAUUGAGUUGAAGAAAUUUCUUUCUCUUGAAAUUACUUACAUUAAUUCACUACAAAUCCCAGUGAAACCAGAAAAAUGGACGACGAUUUACCGACAGACUUUCAGGUCAUCGUAGUUGGGACAGGCAUGGUGGAGUCCAUAGUGGCUGCUGCUUGCAGUCGAAUAGGGAAAAAUGUCCUCCACCUGGAUUCCAGUGACCAUUAUGGUGGGCUCUGGGCAUCAUAUAACUUUGAUGGGCUACAGAAGUUCAUCAAGGAGGUCAGCUCAGACCCUAAAAGGCAGUUGCAAGUCUACAACUUAGCUGAAAAGUGGUACAUUGAAAAAGAAUCUCCAGAGCCAGAACCAAGUGAGGGUGACGAGAACAAGACUGACGAUGGGAAGGCGGAGGCGGCCAAGAAGGUGUGGAGCCAGGCGUCCUUCGCCGCCGAGUACAGGAAGUUCAACAUUGACAUGACACCCAAGCUGCUGUUCUCCCGCGGUCCUCUAGUCGAGCUCCUCAUAUCGUCCAACAUCGCUCGCUACGCGGAGUUCCGCUGCGUCACCCGCGUGCUCACCUGGCUCGAGGGCCGCCUGGCGCCGGUGCCUUGCUCCAGGGCUGAUGUCUUCGCCACGGAGGCAGUGAGCAUCCUGGAGAAACGGAUGCUCAUGAAGAUGCUCACGUCUAUCGUGGGGUAUAAUGAGGACGAGAUGACUAAUGAGUUUAAGGACUGGGAGAACAAAACCUUCAAGGAGUAUCUAACGCACAAGGGUCUGACGCCCAACCUCAUCCACUACGUGCUAUUCGCGAUCGCCGGCGGCAGCAACCAGAUGCCGUGUCUGGAGGGCGUCAAGGAGUGCAAGAAGUUCCUCAUGAGCCUCGGCCGCUACGGGAAUACACCCUUCCUGUGGCCCAUGUAUGGCAGUGGAGAACUGCCGCAGUGCUUCUGCAGACUGUGCGCAGUAUUCGGCGGCGUGUACUGCCUGAACCGCCCCAUAGACAAAGUGGAAGUUAAAACCGUCGACGAAGGCAAGACCGUCAUCACCGUCGCCAGCAAAUCCAAGACGCUCAACUGCGAACACUUAGUCAUCGGAGUCAACGAGUGCCCUAAAGAAAUGAUCGCCCCAGAAGCUGUGGAAAGCUGUGACAUUUCUAAGGCGGUGUUCAUAUCGAAUGGCAGUAUUAUGAAGAGUGAGAAGGAGCCCCUGACCUUGCUGAGGUUCCCGCCGCUGACGGAGGAAGGGAAUCCCGUGACCGUGCUGGAAGUGGGGCCCGCCACCGGGUCCUGCCCUAAGGGAUUGUUCGUGGUGUACAUGAUCACGAACAAAGUGGCCGACGCCGCCACCGACCUGAUGCCGUACGCGGAGAAGAUCUUCGACAUGGGCGGCGACCAGCCCGCUGAAGAGAAACCUAAGUGCCUGUGGUCCCUCUUCUACAACGUGGCGGACAGCAGCGCGGCGGUGCGCAGCGCGCGCGGCGGCGUGCACGUGUGCUCCGGCCCGGACGCGCAGCUCGACUUCGACCGCGCCGUGCUGCAGGCCGAGCAGAUCUUCAAGCAGAUCUGCCCCGGCGAGGAGUUCCUGCCGCGCGCCCCGGACCCAGAGGAGAUCGUGUUCGACGAUGACGUCACGCACGGACCCGAGUUCCAGACGGACGACGCCGAGGGGGACGCCCCCAAGGAGUAAUACUCGGACCACCGAGUUACCCCGUCUACGUAAUCAAUGACACAUUCGAGCUUGCGUGCUGCUAUCUGACAAAAGUUCCUGUGUGUACCGCUGUACGUUCCGGGAACAUGCUAGGUGAAUUAAUUAGCUAUCAUCAUAUCAUUAUGUUCGUUUUCAAUUAGACAGUAACGCUGCAUUUGUAACUUUUUAACGCUGUUAUUGUAGAGUCAAUCAAUAAGGCAGUUGUCUUGCACGAAAGUCUCGGCUAUGAUCCCGAAUAAUUAUAAUAGACUUAUAAAGCUCGAAUGUGGCCAACUUAAUUUAAGGUAUAAUCUCUUAAGACUUUAUGCUUUGGUCGCUUGAGACUCGUGCAUUCCGGCUGGUGCGUAGAAAUGCACGUUACGCUAGAUAGAAAGGAUCAUUCGAUUAUACGAAAAUAGUUUUACGUACUCCAGUUUACUACUACUCAUAUAAUAAACAUUAUUUUAUUAUUUCGAAGCUUGUGAAUAAUGAAUUUUAAUAGGUACAUGUAUUAUAAUAUGUAAUGUUUUUUCGUAUGUAGUAAAUUUGAGAUUGAGAAAACUGAACGUGAAUUAAGUGGAAGGCUUGGUUAUCUUGAAAAGAUAGUGCAAGAUGAACUAACAGCGAACAAUAUUAUUAACGUGGUUUUUAUAUGACUGAAUCCAAGAUCUCUUGUACUAAUUUAAACAAGCUUGCAGUAUACUUACCUAUAUUAAGAACCAGGUAAUACCUACUUAUAUUUAAGCUCUCUUAGGAAAUCAUAGCAUUAUUUCCAGUAUUGAUUCCAAUUAUUAUUCUGUAUGUAUUUAUUUUUUUACUUAAUUUGUAGGCUGGAAUAUUGAGAAUGUGUGCAAUGGAUAGUUUAUAGGAUAGUUUUUGCAGUCUUGGACGCACCAGUCUAAGGCACCGCAUCUUAGCACUUUAUUUUUAUAAUUUAAUUUAUUGAGCACUAGUAUUUAUUAUAAAAAUGAGCAUUAUCAUGCAUAAAUGCUUAUGCCUUUAUAAUUCCAAUAAAAUGUGAUUACAA